GACCAGUGGCUGUGGCCCUCCGCGACGGGGCGAAUGGACGUGCAGCUCACAGAAAUAGAGCCGUAGCAGAGAGCACAUCUGACAUGGUUCGUCGCGUCAUCCACGAUCCCCGGGUCAUGUGGCCUUUCUGCCUUGAGAUUGUGGUCCGAAUCAGGUUUCAUGUUUGUCCAUGCUUACGACGCAGCCCGGCCCGACUUGCGGAACCACCUCAAGAGGGUGAUCAAUGGUUUGGUAUGCCUCGAGUGCGAGCAUUUCAACGCCUCAGUGUUGUGCGAGGACUGCGUAGACCUUUUCUGCACCGAGUGUUUCAUCAAGUUACAUCGCAAGGGAAAGAGGCGGCAGCACGUCCACCUCACCAUCGACAAUACGGGCCAAAUAUUCCGUGGCGGAUUUUUGGUUCCGCCAGAAGAGGCGCAGGUGCUCACCGACAGGGCCCGCUCCACGAUAGAGUCCGGUCCGUGGGUCCCGUUCCGCGACGACCAGCUGAACGUGUUCUGGUACCACCUCAUCGACAAGUCGACGGUGACGCAGAGCCCUGUGGACCCUGUGACUGGCGUCCCAGCUUCCGUGGCGCUCGAGGAGCCCGUCUCCAGCAGCAUGAGCUGA
Molecule: messenger RNA, 606 nt
Organism: Prorocentrum cordatum
Lineage: Eukaryota; Dinophyceae; Prorocentrales; Prorocentraceae
Source: the annotation of a GenBank genome assembly